This is a messenger RNA of Coniosporium apollinis CBS 100218, 1074 nucleotides long. RefSeq names its product C-5 sterol desaturase. Lineage: Eukaryota; Fungi; Ascomycota; Dothideomycetes. The record is from RefSeq and is a predicted model, not a curated record. The transcript has 2 exons. Gene Ontology annotation, molecular function: iron ion binding; oxidoreductase activity. The coding region runs from base 1 to 1074 and encodes 357 amino acids. Gene Ontology annotation, biological process: lipid biosynthetic process.
AUGGACGUCGUCGUCGAGGUCUUCGACACCUUCCUCUUCGACCGGCUGUAUGCGACCCUCCUCCCUGCGUCAUACGCCCAAUACCCCCAGUAUGCGACGCCCAAGACGACGCCCAAUGGUACCUACUCAAGCAUGCGGGAGGUGCCUACACCAUACGCCAGUACCUAUCAGUAUCGGCCGGCGAGCGAGUACCUCAGCUUCCAACCCGGAGAGUAUGCAUACAUGAGCCGAUGGCCACGGGACAACAUAUUCAGACAAGCAGUGACUCUAUAUCUUAUUACAUGGAUCUUCGGCCUAGUGAUCUACUUCUUCUGCGCGACCUUCUCCUACCUCUUCAUCUUCGACAAAGCCACCUUCAACCACCCCAAAUACCUCAAGAACCAGAUGCGGAUGGAGAUCGCACAAUCCAUGGUCUCCAUGCCCAUAAUGGCUAUCUUCACCGUCCCCAUGUUCCUUCUCGAAGUACGAGGCUACAGCCGCAUGUACGACAGCACCGCCGAGGGACCGGGGAUGUGGUACAAUAUCCUGCAAUUCCCGCUCUUCAUCACCUUCACCGACUUUUUCAUCUACUGGAUCCACCGGGCGUUGCACCAUCCGUUGAUAUACAAGAGGCUGCACAAGCCGCACCACAAGUGGAUCAUGCCGACGCCCUACGCAUCCCACGCCUUCCACCCGCUCGACGGCUACGCGCAGAGCGUGCCCUACCACGUCUUCCCCUUCAUCUUCCCGCUGCAGAAAUUCGCCUACAUCGCUCUCUUCACGUUCAUCAAUGUCUGGACCGUCAUGAUACACGAUGGGGAGUAUGUUGCUGACAGCCCGAUUAUCAACGGCGCGGCGUGCCACACGAUGCACCAUCUGUACUUCAACUACAACUACGGCCAGUUCACGACGCUGUGGGAUCGGCUGGGCGGCAGCUACCGGAAGCCGAACGAGGAGCUGUUUCGCAGGGAGACGAAGAUGGGGAAGGAGGAGUGGGGGAAGCAGGCUAGGGAAAUGGAGAGGAUUGCGAAGGAGGUCGAGGGCGAGGAUGAUAGGGUUUAUGUCAAGGAACUGGAGUCGAAGAAGGUGCAGUAA